GUCUUCUCGCCUUUCCAGUGCCCGGGAUAGUCCAGGCCGAGAAGAGAGCAGUGGAGAUCUGAGUCUCGGAGAAGGGUUGUCGGAUCUCCACCAGGCUUGCUGAGACACUGCCUGCUUCACACACUUUAUCCCCGGCCUUCGCCCUGUGGCAGGCGCUCCGCGCUCAAGAUGAAUCUCAACUUCACCUCUCCUCUACACCCGGCGUCUUCUCAGAGGCCCACAUCCUUCUUCAUCGAGGACAUCCUGCUGCACAAGCCCAAGCCGCUGAGGGAGGUGGCCCCUGACCAUUUUGCCAGCUCUUUGGCUUCCCGGGUGCCUCUACUAGACUAUGGCUACCCCCUCAUGCCCACACCUACCCUCCUGGCUCCUCACGCCCAUCACCCUCUGCAUAAGGGAGACCACCACCAUCCUUAUUUCCUUACCACCUCCGGGGUGCCGGUUCCCGCGCUGUUCCCGCACCCCCAGCACGCGGAGCUGCCUGGGAAACACUGCCGCCGCCGCAAAGCUCGUACAGUUUUUUCUGACUCACAGCUCUCGGGUUUGGAGAAGAGGUUCGAGAUCCAGCGCUACCUGUCCACGCCAGAGCGGGUGGAACUGGCCACUGCCCUCAGCCUAUCGGAGACGCAGGUGAAAACGUGGUUCCAGAAUCGGCGGAUGAAGCAUAAAAAGCAGCUGAGGAAAAGUCAAGACGAGCCCAAAGCUCCAGACGGGCCUGAGAGCCCUGAGGGUAGUCCCCGUGGUCCAGAGGCUGCAGCCGCCGACGCUCGGCUGAGCCUGCCCGCCGGCCCUUUCGUGCUGACCGAGCCAGAGGACGAGGUGGACAUUGGGGACGAGGGGGAGCUCAAUUCCGGGCCGCAAGUGCUCUGAGUCGUCAAGCUGGGAAGGGGAGGCGGGAGAGGACACUGCCCCGCCAGACGCGCGUUUCUCCCGAACGGGAAGACUGGGACUCC
Messenger RNA from Marmota flaviventris (yellow-bellied marmot), 950 nucleotides. It is a transcript of the gene Bsx, whose product is annotated as brain specific homeobox. Gene Ontology annotation, molecular function: DNA-binding transcription factor activity, RNA polymerase II-specific; DNA binding. The record is from RefSeq and is a predicted model, not a curated record. NCBI's taxonomy places the organism in Eukaryota, Metazoa, Chordata, Mammalia, Rodentia, Sciuridae. Gene Ontology annotation, biological process: regulation of DNA-templated transcription.